Messenger RNA from Miscanthus lutarioriparius, 1086 nucleotides. Lineage: Eukaryota; Viridiplantae; Streptophyta; Magnoliopsida; Poales; Poaceae. The record is from the annotation of a GenBank genome assembly.
AUGUUGGGGAUGGCACGCAUCAACGAGUGGAAGCCGGUGAUCGCGAUGCUAGUCUUCGACCUCAUCUCUGCCGUGACAACAGCCCUGAUCAAGAAGGCGCUGCAGGAGGGGCUCGACCGCCUGGUGCUCAUCACGCUGCGGCAGCUUGUGGCCACAGUCUUCCUCGCUCCAAUCGCUUACUUCAGAGAGCGGAACACAAGGCCUAAGCUCACACUGGAGAUCCUAGUCUACCUCUUCUUCAGUGCAGCAUUUGGCGCCGCGCUCUCUCAGUACACCUUCUUCUACGGGCUGCAGUACACCACCGCAACGUUCGCCAUAACUUUCACCAACGUGGCUCCUGUGCUCACUUUCCUCAUUGCAGUCUUGCUAAGGGUGGAGUCACUGAAUAUGAAGAACAAGGCAGGAGCAGCAAAGAUCGUCGGAACGCUCACGUCGUUCGCCGGCGUCAUGCUCCUGACCCUCUACAAGGGCGUUUCCUUGACGCACCUAGCUGAAGAACCUAGCCCGGAUCACCACGGAGCAGCACCAGGGUCGUCGUCGUCUGACAGGAAGAGCUGGACGCUGGGAACUCUGGCAUUGCUCGCCAACUGCCUGUGCUUCUCCUUCUGGCUGCUGCUGCAGUCCAGGCUCACCAAGAAGUACCCGGUGCUCUACUCCAGCACGGCCUACAUGUUCCUCAUCAGUUCACUGCAGGGCGGGGCCCUCACGGCGGCCAUCCAGAGGCGAGCUUCGGUGUGGGUUCUGACGAGGCCGCUGGAGAUCGUUACGGUCUUAUAUACAGGAGUCAUGGGGUCCGGAGUGGGCUACGUGCUGAUGACGUGGUGCGUGGAGAAGAGAGGGCCGGUGUUCACGUCAGCCUUCAUCCCUGUCAUCCAGAUCAUGGUUGCCAUGAUGGAUUUCUUCUUUCUCCAUGAGAAUCUCUAUCUUGGAAGUGUUCUGGGAUCCAUACUCUUGAUUCUGGGCCUCUAUAUUCUGCUGUGGGGAAAGAAGAGGGAUGCCUCAGAAGCAUCAUCAUCAUCAGCUGCUGCUGCUGCCAAGGAAGAAGAGGAGGAGGAGGAGGACAAAGAGAAGCAAGUCAGAUCAUGA